AUGGAGUUAAAUUCUAUUAUACAUGUCAACAGUGGUGAUAAGUGUUUAUUCUGGAAAGACAAAUGGAUAAAUGGACAAUCAUUGAAGACUCUUUUCCCUGCACUGAACUUGAAGGAGUCUGAAGUGGAAGAUGUUGCACAUUUAUUAAACUUAUCGCCAAUUAUCAAUACUAAUAAUGGCCCUGAUCAAAGAGUUUGGCUGGCAGGCAAUCAUGGAUUUCCCGUGGCAGAAUGUUGUAAAGCACUUGAAGAUGAAGGUUUGAUUAUGUUCCCUUAUAAGUCUAUGUGGAAUCCAAGAAUUCCACAGAAGGCAGCUGAAUCAAAUCAGCACAUUUUCUUGCACUGUGAAACUACAAGGUCAGUCUGGCAUUAUUUUUUAAGUUAUUACAAGUUGCAGUGGGUGUUUCAAGAUUGUGUUAGGAAUACUAUUUGGAAAUGGAGAAGGAAGAAAGGUGCUGCAAGGUCUAUUAAGAAAAAGAUUUGGGAUAUGUAUCCAUUUGCAAUUUGGUGGGCAGGAUGGAUUGAGAGAAAUGAUAGAUUGUUCGAUGACAGAUACAAUCCUUUAGACUCGAUCAUUGAUAGUGUCAAGGUGUUCAUGUUUAACUGGUGUGUGGGAACUGACAUUUUUCAGGGAUACCCUUUAAACACAGUUUUGCAAAAUUUGGAAGAUGCAGUGCGAUAUCACCGAUUCUCUGAAGAUAUCACCGAUGCAGGAAAGCAACAGAAGGACGAAUCUUUGGAGGAUGAGGAUAAAUCAGAUGAUGACGCUGGAGCCUAG
Papaver somniferum (opium poppy) is the source of this 777-nucleotide messenger RNA. RefSeq lists its product as uncharacterized. The record is from RefSeq and is a predicted model, not a curated record. NCBI's taxonomy places the organism in Eukaryota, Viridiplantae, Streptophyta, Magnoliopsida, Ranunculales, Papaveraceae. The coding region runs from base 1 to 777 and encodes 258 amino acids. The transcript is spliced from 5 exons.